Messenger RNA from Gadus chalcogrammus (walleye pollock), 5757 nucleotides. RefSeq names its product leucine rich repeat containing 28 (gene lrrc28). The transcript has 10 exons. The coding region runs from base 2030 to 3112 and encodes 360 amino acids. The record is from RefSeq and is a predicted model, not a curated record. NCBI's taxonomy places the organism in Eukaryota, Metazoa, Chordata, Actinopteri, Gadiformes, Gadidae. Gene Ontology annotation, molecular function: protein binding.
CCCCCUCUCCAUGGAGAGACCACUGGAAGCCCCUCCCACUCCAUCCUGGCCCCGCCCAGAGGGCCACCAGGGAAUCAUUUAAACGCUCCGUUCACUACAAAACUUUUCGAGCUCGGAAGCUCAAUCUUUUUUUUUUUCUCUUCCCGACCGGAAUAUUUAUUUUCCUUUUUUUUUAUGUAUUUUAUUUUAUUUUCAGAAUGUGUAAAAUCACUGUACAUGUAAAUGACCUGCUAGUCUCUCCAACUCCUCUUCUUUGGUUUUGUGCUCUUGCUGCUGUUUGUCAGCAUCCAUCUACCUCACUGUUUAGUUGUCAGAAACGGAUGUCUACACUCACAUAAACACACACACAAACACAUACUCCCGGACGCAGUAACCCGGUCUGGCCAGCAGGGGGCAGCAUUGCGGACGGGAGCCGCCUGCAGGCUUUAGCAGGGUGGAAGGUUACCAUUGGGUUUUCGGUCGCAAGGGGGCGGCCGUGCUGAAGUGCCCGCGGUCCAGCAAGGGUCAGUUGCUCCUACCGACCUGUCCAGAGUCCAUGAGAGGGUAUGGAGGGAAGUACGGUACAGCAGAUGUUUUAAAGGAUUAUGAGAUACGGGAAGGAGAGCUCCAAUUUCCCUGGGAAAACAAAAAAGACGCAUUUCUUUGUUUUUUGUUUUUGCAAUUUAGGAAAUCUUUAAAGGAAAAUGAAUUAAGUUUUCUGCCUUUUUGUUUAAAAAAAAUCCUGAUUAGAAAAAUGAAAAAAAUCCCUGUUCUGUACAGAUGUUUUUACGUUUUUUUAUAUAAAUAUAUAUGAUGAAAGCAUAAAUAUAUCUUCUGUGGUUGAAAAGGAUCAGUUUGAGGAUGCAGAGUUUGGUGUGUGUGUGUGUGUGUGUGUGUGUGUGUGUGUGUGUGUGUGUGUGUGUGUGUGUGUGUGUGUCCCCAUCAUACUCUUAAUGGCAGCCUGUUUAAGACGUGGACCAGUACAAAAUGUGUUUUCUCGGACUGUCUACCAUCUGACAACAUGUGUGCGUCACAGCCAAUUCGAUCCUGGCGGGAUGGUGUUUUGUUUUUUAACAAUCGGUUGGACUGAUUGGCUGUACAGAUGUUCAAAUUAGUUGGCUGUCGACCAGACAACUCAGCUGGCCAUGUCUGAUUGGUUGCUGUGAAACGCACACAUAUACACACACACACAUGGGUGUGUGUUGGCCGUGUUCAGGUCGAGUCAGUUCGGACCUGUUAUCAACUUGAAUUGUUGAAUUGAACUGAUUGUUAUUGGGUUUAUGUUUUGUUAUUAAUGACAGUAAUUUUGUAUGCGCAACCUGUGACUAAGCAGUAAAAGAAUAAUAUAUAUUUUUUGUUUUUCCGUUUUGUACGUUUCUUUUGAAAUAAGGUUGUAUUGUCUACGGGCUGCUGUGAGUUCUGGGAAUUAUGGAGCAGCUGUUGGUUUAUUGCUGUCUUUUUUUCUAAGAGUUUACCACAUGACUUAAGGUGAAUAAAAAACGUAUGCAAAACUGUUUGAAUUAUUUGUGUUCUUUAGAAAAACUGUUCUCAUUAGUACCAAACAUCCUCCCCAUGUCCAGAUGUCUUUAGAUAUACAACUGUAAAACAAAUGUAUACUACGGAUUUAUGACGGAUUUAAGCCUAGAAUAAGCUAAGCUUUUCGACCCGCACGUUAUUUUAUUUUUCUAUAGGCCUACUCAACUAUGGCUUCAGAAACGGUAGGACUACAAAACGGCAGUUCAAAAAACUACAAACCCCAGCGUUCUGUGGAGUCAGCGUGGAUGAUGUCAGAGCGUUUACCUCCGCGGCUCGACGCCGAUGCUAGGCUGCUAGGCUAGCAGCUCGUCGCCAGGUCAGAUAUAAUGUAGGGUUUAUGUGUCACAACAAGGGGUUAAACAGAAGGGUGAUGUGCUGUCGAAGCUCCCAGUCGUUCAGCGUGUUUGCUGUAAAAUGUUGCUGUUGUGAAACGAAACUGCUGGAGCUGAGAUAAUUCCUCAUCAUGCUAUAGACUGAGAGGUUCUUCCCAGCAUCUUCUUUCCCGGGACCAGCCAUGGCGACUGAGCUCCACGAAGCCAUCUGCAUGGCCAAGCAAGAGCGCCACAAGAACCUGUUCCUCAACUACCGCAACCUCAACAAGUUCCCCGCGGAGCUGCUGAAAGAUGAGGGGCUGCAGUUCCUGGAGAGACUGUACAUGAAGAGGAACUCUCUCACUACACUGCCUGAAAACCUCGCCCAGAAGCUUCCAAAUCUGAUUGAGCUGUACCUCCACUCUAACAACAUCGUGAUGGUUCCGGAAGAUAUAGGAGAGCUGUCCAGGCUGAGGUCUCUGGAUCUGAGUGACAACGCCCUCCUGUUCCUCUGUCCAGAGAUUGGUCGACUCCGCUCCCUCCGGCAUCUCCGAUUGGCCAAUAACCAGCUAGAAGCCCUCCCCUCAGAGGUGGGGGAACUCCAGGAGCUGGAGUCGUUGGACGUGUCCCGGAACCGUCUGACCUGUCUACCCGCGCGGCUCCAUCGUUGUCGCUCCCUCCAGUACCUGACGGCAGACAGGAACCAGCUGAGACACCUGCCCCGACACCUGUGUCUCCUCACCAGCCUCAACGAGCUGUCGCUGUCCGCCAACCGCCUGACCAGCCUGCCGCCAGACCUGGGGCGCUCCCGGGAGCUGCGGUUUGUGUUUGUGGACUACAACGUCGAGCUGAAGGGUCUCCCGUCCUACCUGUACAACAAAGUCAUCGGCUGCAAUGGGUGCGGUACCUCCGACGUGCUCCCUGAGGGGGUGGCCGUGCUGGGGGGCGCGGCCGGGCUGGGGGUCCCGCUGCCCCCAGAGGUCAAGCUGCUGGCCUGGGAGUCUGAGCGAGUGGCUCCCUUAGAGGAGCUGGCCAUGAGGAGCCUGCAUCGCACCCACCUCCACGACCCCCACGACCUGGUCCUGCCCAGGAGCCUUCAGGAGCGCUUGUUUUGUCCUCUGGGGCACUGCCCCCGCUGCAGUCAGCCCAUGUUCACCUCCGCCUACCCCAAAGCCUUCCCCCUGAGAGACACCACCCUGGGCGGGGUGCACCACAGAUCCGCGGUGAGCUUCGUUGCCUACUGCUGCUCCAGCCGCUGCCUGCAGAUGUUUGACCUCCAGGGAUGACCUCACCUUUGGCCCCGCCCCCUUGGUGUUGAUUUGCUCUGCUUUGCGCUGUGACUGGUGGCUGUCUGACCCCCGGCACAAGGAGGCCACAUUGAUUGACAGACCGCCGUGGCGAGGUAGGCGGGGCCCAUUGUGAAAUGGGUGUGGCCUUUGCGUGCCUUCAUCGUCCCCAUAAGCGCCGAUCGCCAGCGGGGCUGUGAAGGAAUGACAGAAUGACGCCCAACCAGUUUCCUCGUUGGACUUCAAAGUUGUGCGUUACCAAGGCAACCGGUGACAACGAUCAUUUCCAUGUCCCUGGAGGGGUUGAUAACAACCAGCCAAUCCAAAUUCCAGACCCCAAGACCCCCUGUCUAUUACUGUGCCCCACCAACAUUUUUGAUCACCAGCCGCCACUGUUAAUGCGUUGAAAAAACAUGAUUUUGUUCAUUGUGUGUCACGAAUGUAUUGACGUAUAGAGCCGACCGCACGACUGAGCGCCUCAAUAUAUUUUAUUUAAACACGGGGAAGUUUCAUAUUACUUUCUGUAAUAUAACAAGGGUUGCUUGUGCACGUUGUUAAUGUGCACAAUGUGUGUGUAUUUUUGUGCGUGUGAGCUGUGUUCACAUAAACCAGAAGGCAGCAUACAAUAUGUAACUUCAAGAUAAGUCAAUGUUUCCACGAACAACAAGUUAUCAGUGAACAUUGAGACAAAUUCAGCUUCUUCUCACUUCCGACGCACCCCAGACUCAACCUGGAUUUACCCCAGACUCACCCCAGACUCACCCCAGACUCAACCUAGAUUAACUCUAGACUCAUCCAAGACCAAACCUAGAUUAAAUCUAGACUCACCCCAGACUCAUCCCAGUUAUCUGAUAACUGACAUGCUGGAUGUUAUGCAGAACAUCUGGCCUACACUGGUUUUUGCUUUCAGGGACAUAAAAUGUUAUGUUAAAGUAGAAUCAGUUCAACCUCAAUCGGUUUAACCUGGUUUGUUGCAGUAGAAUCAGUUUGAACCUGGUUUGUUGCAGUAGAAUGAGUUUGACCUGGUUUGUUGCAGUAGAAUCAGUUUGAACCUGGUUUGUUGCAGUAGAAUCAGUUUAACCUGGUUUGUGGCAGUAGAAUCAGUUUAACCUGGUUUGUUGCAGUAUAAUCAGUUUAACCUGGUUUGUUGCAGUAGAAUCAGUUUAACCUGGUUUGUUGCAGUAGAAUCAGUUUGAACCUGGUUUGUUGCAGUAGAAUCAGUUUGAACCUGGUUUGUUGCAGUAGAAUCAGUUUGAACCUGGUUUGUUGCAGUAGAAUCAGUUUAACCUGGUUUGUUGCAGUAUAAUCAGUUUAACCUGGUUUGUUGCAGUAGAAUCAGUUUAACCUGGUUUGUUGCAGUAGAAUGAUUUUAACGUGUUUUUUUUGCAGUAGAAUCAGUUUAACGUGGUUGUUCGCUUGAAUCCUGAUUUCGGUCACCUGAGGACUCCACUGGUUCCUGUUCUCUGCUGAAACACUGACGGAAAUAAAGUGCGAGUGAGUUUGAGGUAUUUUGUUGUGAACAUCUAGACAAAACACACUGCCUGUUUUGAAUCGCGUUUGUAGUUGUACUGACAGCUCAAUGUCCCUCAUCUGUCAACACUCAGACAAAUAAACAGAUUGAUUGUGGUUGUUUCUGAGGUUUGAGGAAAUGCCUGUGUGACACGACACCAAAUGCAAAAUCAUUUAUAAAUUGUGGAUCCAGUCUGUGCAGCCAGACUAUUUUAAUAUUGUCAACAACUUGGGAGUCACAUUGCAAUUGGCAGAGCAUGACAGAAGAGGAAAACCACUUAAGUUCACUUCUGCGUUCCAGUGAGCCCUUGAGAAAAUCACCUACCACAUAUACAUUUUGGCACGGAAAGAAAUAAUGCCUGUCUGUCUGCCUGUCUGCUUGUACGUCUGUCUGUCUGCCUGUGUGGUGAUAGCGGUUAAAAAUAAAGAAUAGCUCGAGUUUAGUCAAAUGCGACCCAGCCUACCCAUCUGAAGCGUGUGUCAGGAUGUACUGUGUUACUGUAAUACUAAUAAGUAAUACUCUGAUACCGUGGUACUAUGUGAGUACUGUAGUACUCUACAAGUACUGUGGGCAGGGUGUCCGCGCAUCCUUAAAAAGAUUUAAAUUCAUGUUUCUAAAUUUAAGGCCUUGAUAAGUCUUCAAUUCGUUAGAAAUGUCAUAUGCUGGUCUUAAAUACUGUAACUCAAAGUCUUAAAUUUGUUGGGGGGCAGGACAAUUUUAUUUAUUUAUUUUUCUCGUGGGACUUUUCAGGAACAACACCGACACCAAAAGCAGAGGUUUUGUGGAUUUUAAAUACAGUGGUCAAGCACCAGUCUUACAACUCCAAUGAGGGGAUAGGAGAUCGCCUCCGUUUGAUGUUUCCUGACUCGCAAAUCGCGAGCAAAAUGCUUGGGUUAUAAUACAGCGGGAUCCCAACCACCAUCGCGUGUUUUAGGUCUUAUAUUUCAUUCAAGGUGGUAUUAAAAAGGUCUUAAAAAGUCUUAAACUUGACUUGCUGAAACCUGCAGAUACCCUGACUGUGGGACUAUAUCAGUUUGCCGGUACUUGGGGUCCAGUGGGGUUUUACAGUCUGUAAAACAGUUAUUCAGCAGAUAAGGCAACACAACCCACCCUAUCAGUGAGCAUAGCUGGAGCC